Messenger RNA from Orycteropus afer afer, 417 nucleotides. RefSeq names its product phospholipase A2 group V (gene PLA2G5). The transcript is spliced from 4 exons. NCBI's taxonomy places the organism in Eukaryota, Metazoa, Chordata, Mammalia, Tubulidentata, Orycteropodidae. Gene Ontology annotation, molecular function: calcium ion binding; phospholipid binding. Gene Ontology annotation, biological process: negative regulation of T cell proliferation; arachidonate secretion; lipid catabolic process. Bases 1 to 417 code for a protein of 138 amino acids. The record is from RefSeq and is a predicted model, not a curated record.
AUGAAGGCCCUCUUCAUGCUGGCUUGGUUCCUGAUUUGUAGUGUGUACACUGUGCCAGGGGACUUGUUAGAUCUGAAGUCAAUGAUUGAGAAGGUAACUGGAAAGACUGCUCUGACAAACUAUGCCUUCUAUGGCUGCUACUGUGGCUGGGGUGGCCAAGGGACUCCCAAGGAUGGCACUGAUUGGUGUUGUUGGGUGCAUGACCACUGCUAUGGGAGGCUGGAGAAGAAAAGCUGCAACAUCCGGACCCAGUCUUACAAGUACAGAGUCUCACGGGGCUUGGUCACCUGUGAGCUUGGACCCUUCUGUCAGGUGCAGCUCUGCGCCUGCGACCGGAAGCUUGUCUACUGCCUGCGGAGAAACCUAUGGAGCUAUAACCCCAGCUACCGAUACUUUCCCAACAUCUUCUGCUUCUAG